Physella acuta is the source of this 994-nucleotide messenger RNA. RefSeq lists its product as uncharacterized. NCBI's taxonomy places the organism in Eukaryota, Metazoa, Mollusca, Gastropoda, Physidae. The record is from RefSeq and is a predicted model, not a curated record.
AACAUUUUCACACAAACGCGUUUUUUUCUGCGCUUCCUCUGAACAGCGUCUGUCAUUUUAGGCACCAUCCCGGUGGGAAUUUGGUCGCGCUAAUAGACUUUCACAGUUGAAGGUGACCCCAGACUUGCAGCCAUGCAGAAAAACUUGAUCGUCACCUGCACCCCUGAUGACUACAACAAGAAGAUGUUCCCACCCUUUAAGUGGUGGAAUGAUACCAAAGGUAAACGUAAAAAGAUUACCACCAUCAGAAGGGAUGAGUUACCUAUCCCAAAGCUACCUGAAAUCUACCCCUACAGGUACACCUCGGCGGGUCCCAGCACCAUAGGCAGAACAAAGAAGGAGAUGGACAUCCACAAAACUCUAUUUCGGAUCAAACCAAAAGUAAUUGGGGAGGACAAGCUGGAUCUUCACAUGGUCACUCAGGUCAAAGGUUAUGAGACGACGAGCAUGACGGCUUCUAUGGCCCCCUUCAUCAAAACGGUUGUCGACGAUUCGAUUGUCAUUGGUCGAGGUAUUGCUCCAGGUCUCAAUGAACCGCUGUACGUCCCAUUCAAAUCAUCCUCUAAGUUUGACAAAUACAUCAUUGACACGCUCCAUCCUGGUUGGCGUGAUGACCCCUUGUAUAAGAGGUGUGUGAAGUUCCACUUCCGGGACACUCCGGAAGACGAGGGGCCAACGGAUGUCUCCAAGCGCUAGGUCUGGCAUCAGAUUGUGUCUGUCAUUAUCUCCUAAGAUUCUCCCACUGACCAAUGCCCUGCAACACGAAGACCACACUUCUUGUAUGUCCGCACACUAUAUGGAAAAUCUACAUCUGUACCCUUAAGGUUUAUGACCAAUGUAUGUCUGUUGUAGAAAUAAAUAAAAACAAGAUAUACGAGUUUGGCCGAUCUGGUUUAAAACUUUUUAGGAAUUAAAAAUGAACUUCGUGAAAUUUUCACUUCCGCAAAUAAUUAAAUAAAAACAAGUUAAUGAAUAAAAUUGUUUAGAAAUCUGU